Drosophila ananassae is the source of this 885-nucleotide messenger RNA. RefSeq names its product probable U2 small nuclear ribonucleoprotein A' (gene U2A). Gene Ontology annotation, cellular component: U2 snRNP. Bases 1 to 807 code for a protein of 268 amino acids. Gene Ontology annotation, molecular function: U2 snRNA binding; protein binding. NCBI's taxonomy places the organism in Eukaryota, Metazoa, Arthropoda, Insecta, Diptera, Drosophilidae. The transcript has a single exon. Gene Ontology annotation, biological process: mRNA splicing, via spliceosome. The record is from RefSeq and is a predicted model, not a curated record.
AUGGUGAAGCUAACGCCAGAGUUGAUCAACCAAUCGAUGCAGUACAUAAAUCCGUGCCGGGAGCGCGAACUGGAUUUGCGCGGCUACAAGAUUCCACAAAUUGAGAACCUGGGCGCCACAUUGGACCAGUUCGAUACCAUCGACCUCUCCGACAAUGAUCUGCGCAAGCUGGAUAAUUUGCCGCACCUUCCGCGCCUCAAAUGCCUGCUUCUGAACAACAACCGCAUUCUGCGGAUCAGCGAGGGCUUGGAGGAGGUGGUGCCCAACUUGUCUUCACUUAUUCUAACCGGAAACAACCUGCAAGAGCUGAGCGACCUCGAGCCGUUGACAGGAUUCACCAAACUGGAUACCAUUUGCCUGCUGAUCAAUCCAGUGUCCACGAAGCCCAAUUACCGGGAGUACAUGGCCUACAAGUUCCCGCAGCUGAGGCUGCUCGACUUCCAUAAGAUAAAACAAAAAGACCGGCAGGCAGCCCAAGAGUUCUUCCGAACGAAACAAGGCAAGGACAUGUUGAAGGAGGUCAGUCGGAAAUCCAAACUGAGUGCCGCCGCUGCCUUGGCUGCCGAAGCAAGCAGUGGUAAGGGCAGGGGGGCAGAUGGAGGACGGUUGGCCAACCCAGAGGACAUGCAGCGCAUCCGUGAAGCUAUUAAACGUGCCAGCUCGUUGGCGGAGGUGGAACGGUUAUCGCAAAUCCUGCAGAGCGGGCAGCUUCCGGAAAAAUUCCAGCAUGAGCAGGAAGCAGAAUCAGCACCUGGACAAAAUGGAUCGACGCAUAACGGCGCGGGGGCCGUGGCCAUGGAAUACUAGUAUCCUUUCUGUCCGCCGACCUGUCAGCUACCUUUUAAUCGUAGACCAAUACUUAAAAUAAAACGCCGUAACAAGUUA